CGUCACUGAACGCUCAUUUCGCGGAAAAAGCGUCACCGGACGUUUAUUUUGCAGAAAAAAUGUUUCCGAACACUCAAUUCGCGGAAAAAAUGUCACUGGACGUUCAAUUCGCGAAAAAAAUGUCACCAGACAAAAAAACAUCACCAGGCGUUUAUUUUGCGGAAAAAAUGUCUCCAGACACUCAUUUCGAAAAACGUUAA
Funneliformis mosseae is the source of this 200-nucleotide messenger RNA. The record is from the annotation of a GenBank genome assembly. NCBI's taxonomy places the organism in Eukaryota, Fungi, Glomeromycota, Glomeromycetes, Glomerales, Glomeraceae.